Messenger RNA from Penicillium canariense, 1494 nucleotides. Its product is annotated as aldehyde dehydrogenase family protein. Gene Ontology annotation, molecular function: aldehyde dehydrogenase (NAD+) activity. The transcript has 4 exons. Bases 1 to 1494 code for a protein of 497 amino acids. Lineage: Eukaryota; Fungi; Ascomycota; Eurotiomycetes; Eurotiales; Aspergillaceae. The record is from RefSeq and is a predicted model, not a curated record.
AUGCCCCUCCUCGCGCUCCCGCGAGUUCGACACAUCUCCAACCACUUCUUCCUUCCAACACCACAAUCCACGACGGAUUCUUCCACAAUGGCAAACCAGAUUCGCACUAUCAACCCUGCGACUCAUGAGGUGAUUUUUGACCAGCCGGGACAUUCUCUUGAAGAAGCCGGCAAGAUCGCCACCGCCUCCAAACAGGCCUUCCAGUCGUAUCGCACCCUGAGUCUGAAUGAAAGAACCGAGAUUGUGAAGCGAGCUCUCGCAAUCAUUGACUCCCAUAUUGAUGAGCUAGCUAAAGAGCUCACCACGCAGAUGGGCCGCCCCGUUCGCUACUGUGCUGGCGAGAUUAAGACGGCCGCCAUUCGUGCGGAGCAUAUGAUCAAGAUCGCGCAGGAGAGCUUGGCUGACCUGCCCGGACAGCCCCAAGAGGGCUUUAGACGCAUGGUCAAGCGUGUGCCUAUUGGCCCGAUUCUCAUUGCAUCGGCGUGGAAUUAUCCUUACUUGACCACUGUCAAUGCGCUGGUCCCGGCAUUACUCGCUGGUAAUACCGUGCUUUUGCGCACGUCACCCCAGACUCCCUUCUUCGGUGACAGGUUAAGCGAGAUCUUCACUGAGGCAGGAUUGCCGCAGAAUGUCCUCCAGGUCCUGCACAUUGGAAGCUUGGAUGUUCUGGACCAGGUCGCUCAGCUGCCGGAGAUUCAAUCCGUCUCCUUUACUGGAUCAACUGCUGGUGGCAUCAGGCUGCGUGAAGCAACUGCCAAGCAAGUGAAGCCGCUCCACCUGGAGCUCGGUGGUAAUGACCCCGCCUACGUGCGCCCCGACGUAGACGUCAAGAACGUUGCCGAAAACCUGGUUGACGGAGCGGUCUUCAACUCCGGACAGAGUUGUUGCGCCGUUGAGCGGGUUUACGUUCACGAAAAGAUUUACGAUGAGUUUGUUCGCUGUGUGCAGGAGGAGCUCAAGGGAUAUAAACUGGGCGAUCCUCAUGAUCAGACCACAACUACUGGACCUGUUAUCUCCGCGCCUGCGAAGGAGAAGAUUCAAUCCCACAUUGACGAUGCUCUGAAGAAGGGUGCUGUUGACGUCACCCCGGAGAACUCCACAUUUUCCAUGGCCAAGACAAGCCAGAAGGGCAACUUCCUGGCCCCGGUCGUUCUGACCAACGUCAACCACGGCAUGGUCACCAUGAAGGAGGAGACCUUCGGCCCUGUGAUGCCCAUUAUGAAGGUCUCCAGCGACGAGGAGGCCGUUGCCCUGAUGAACGACAGCGACUACGGACUGACCGCCAGCGUGUGGACGAAGGAUAUGGCACGCGGUGAAGAGCUUAUUGAGCAGAUUGAGGCUGGAACUGUGUUUAUCAACCGAUGCGAUUACCCGAGUCCUGAUCUCGCCUGGACAGGCUGGAAGUCUUCUGGUUUGGGCUGCACACUAGGUCCUCGUGGGUUUGACGGGUUUGUGAAGUUGAAGAGCUAUCACAUCAAGGAUGCCUCCGCUUAG